Molecule: messenger RNA, 1363 nt
Organism: Blastomyces gilchristii SLH14081
Lineage: Eukaryota; Fungi; Ascomycota; Eurotiomycetes; Onygenales; Ajellomycetaceae
Exons: 4
Coding region: 428-691 (87 amino acids)
Source: RefSeq, a predicted model, not a curated record
CAGGCACAAGCGGGAUGACUAAGUAUGUGGUUCGACGUGGCUGGACUGUGGCUAGGCGCUAAAUUGGCGCUAAUAUGGCGCUAAUAGGGUUAUCACGGCGCGAUGGUUGUUCUACGCCGCGUAGAUCAUUAUUAUCCACCCCGGAAUCGAUUCAUCAUCUAUAAGACUUAUAAGGUUACGACCAAAAUUCCCUCGGUGGCGAGGUUGUUGUUAUUCUUCGAAUAAUAAUCACCUAGAUACUACUGUGUCUAGACGUCUAUACGAUCCAACACAACUAUCGAGUCUGCUGACCCCAAGCGAGCAAAACUAUACCACCAUUAUUCUCUCCAGUUCUAAAUUAUAAUCUAGAGACUACUCUUUUCUCCUUGCGUUAAACCCCAACAACUUUACCCCUAUCUCGCUCUCUCCUCUAUCUAGAGACAUCAUCAUGGCUUCUCAGGGUAAUUACCCGCAACAGCCUCCACCUCCCCAGCAAGCCUACGGUGGCUACCCGCAGGGCUAUCCGCAACAGGGAUAUCCCCCUCCGGGCCCUCCUCCGAUGCAGAUGCAAUACCAACAGGCUCCUCCGCCAGAAUCCCCCAGGGAUAAAGAACGUGGAUGCUUAAUGGCCUGUCUGGCAACGCUCUGUUGUUGCUUCCUUUGCGAGGAGGCAUGUGAAUGCUGCAUCGAUUGUAUUUCAUUCUGCUGCUAGUUUUGCUAGUCUUCGUCUGUUCGUACUCCGUUGUUGAGCUAUGCUUCAUGCUUAUUCGUCGAAUGCAACAUACCUACAUACAUACAUAUACGACAACACCCUGCAUUCUGUGCAGUGCAUAGCGGGUCUCUUGCUGCAUUGAUCUUUUUUUUUCACUUUCUUUUCUCUUGGAGGGGGGGUUAUUUGGUUACUGCGGGCUUAUAUAUAUGUAGCUCUAUUUGAUAUUCUGUUGAUAUUCUGUUGAUAUUAACCUGUAACCCUAUUCUGGGGCCAUGAUAUUAUUAUUAUGGUUCGUAUAGCCCUAGGUUACAAGGUGGAACGAGGUUACGAUCCUGGGGCAGUUAGUGUAGGUUCUCAAUCCAACAAAAAUGUUUGGAAAUUCAAAGUGAUACAGCCAUAACGGCCUUAUUCUUUUUUCAUCAUGAAACUCUGACAGAUUCUCAUGUGCAUGUACUCGAAGUUUAAGGGGUGGUCUGUUGAAAUUGAGUGAACCGCGUAGUAGUAGUGCAUGUAUCAUUAACGGGGUAUCAGAACAGUAGAACAGGAGAGAAGUAAAAGCUAACUAUUGCGUUCAAUAUUAUAUAUAAAUAUCUAACAGCCGUUCAACCAAGUUCACAUGAAUCAUAAUCGUAUCCAACCGCUAUAUAUAUCUGCACUUCCAUGUCAUUAAAG